Messenger RNA from Psylliodes chrysocephalus, 2565 nucleotides. Lineage: Eukaryota; Metazoa; Arthropoda; Insecta; Coleoptera; Chrysomelidae. The record is from the annotation of a GenBank genome assembly.
CCUUAAGCAGGCAGAGACAACACCUUAAGUAAAAGGCCAAAAAUGAAACAUGGUUGAGAUUUUAAAUAACUUUUUUAGGUUAAGUUUUAAUUUUUUAUUACAAAAUUUUCCUCUGGUAUUUGUUUUCAUAAGAUCUUAAAAUGAGCGUUUCGACUAAAAAGCCGCAAAAGAAAUCUAGUAAAAUUAAAUUCGGAUCAAGUAGUUAUAAAUCCGAAGAAGUAUUUAGUCUUCCACUUCCCAAAACUCAAAGGAAACUUCCUAAAAGAGAAAGCUCCUUUAGCGAUGAUUGCUUUCAAGAUUCAACUAAAUAUGAAGAAAAACUUAAAAGGUUUAGAAAGAAGCUGAAAACACGAACUGAAAUUGAGCCAAUAUAUCCUUCUACUUCAGAACAAUUUGAUCUGACCACCCUUCAAAAAAGACUUCUUUUAAAUAGAAAGUUAAGGUCCAAAAAAACUGAAGAGUUUGAGAAAUCUGAUAACGAUUUUAACUUAAAUGAGUUUUUUAGUAAUAAGCGAAGUAUUUUAACUAGAAAGUUACGAUUCAAAAAAACUGAAGAUUUAGAUGAAUCUGACAUUGAUUUUAACUUAAAUGAAUUUUUUAGUAAUAAGGAACAAAGCUUUGACGAAUCUUUUACUGAGUCGCAUUCUGGGAUUGAUUAUGAGUUUCUUAGUAAUGAUAUGAGUAAGGUUCAAAUUAAAAAUAGUAGAAUAUAUGAUAAAAAUAGUUCUGUAAUUAAUGAUAAAGAUACAAUAAAUUGUACCAUUGAGAACAUUUCUGAUGAAGAUGAAGAAAAUUCUAUUGGCAGUAGUGUCUUGAUUGAUAAUGCUAUUUCAGAGGUCUCUUUAGAGUCUUCAUCUGUUGAAAUUGUGUCAAGGAAUGAGGACAUAAUAAGGAUCAGUAGUGAAGAAGUUAUUUGUUUGGACUCUGAGACACAAGACAUUAAUAGAAGCAAAAUAGAAACUUCCCAUCAGAAAAAUGAUUCUUAUAAAUAUUUUGACUUUGGUUCUCAAAAAUUAGUAAUUCUUAAAAAAAACUAUGCAGUGCCAUUUUUUGGUCUAUGUUCUUUAAAAGUUUUACAUGGAAAACUCAAAAUUUUGGGUUGCACUUUAAACAAGAGGUCUAAGGAAGUUGAUGUAUACUCACCAAGAGGUUCUUCAUUGUUAGUUGUGAGAAACAUUACAAAUAAUAAUGAAGAGAAUGAUUUUGAAGAAAUUAAACCUAUUUUAAAUAGCAAUGAAAAUUUAAAAAAAGUAAAACUAGAUAUAACUUCAGUUAUUUUUAUUUGCUCAAAAUUAGAAGAUUGCAGAAUCAAAUUAAUUGAAAAAUACAUUUCACAGCAAAUUUUUCCAAAAAUAGAGGCUCCUCAAAUAAUUUUCGACCCCAAAGAUAAAUUUAAUAUACUUGCAACCAAUGAAGAAUGGGAUAAAGUUCUAAAAUAUGUUAAUGUCUCCACAAAAUUGUUAAUUGCUGGUGGUAAAGGUGUUGGAAAGAGUACAUUUUUGAGAUACUCGAUAAAUUCACUUUUAACUAGGUUUGAAAAAAUUAGGAUUAUAGAUUUGGAUCCUGGACAGUCGGAAUGUUCAGUACCUGGAAGUAUAUCAGUUUUAACUAUAUCAGAUCCUAUUCUUGGGCCCAAUUAUACACACUUGCAAAGGACACAACGGUCAUAUUUAUCAAAUAUUAAUAUAGGCCACAACCCAAAGAAAUACUUGCAGCUAAUUAAAUUUCUGAUGGACUCGCUAGAUACAACAGAGGACCUCCCAACAGUGAUCAAUUACAUGGGAUUCGCUAAAGGCAUAGGCAUAAACAUAAUUUCGUCUGCUAUCACUAGCCUGAGACCCACUGAUCUAAUCCAAAUAGAAAGUAAAAGUCACAAAAAAAAUUUCGAGACUGACUUGACCGUAAAAACUGUUACAGAAAAUUGUUAUUUAUUUGGUGGAAAUUCAAAAAAUUUGAAGUUUAAUUUUAAAAAAAUGGUUGCAAUGACUGAUGAUAAUACAGGGUGGUCUUUGGAGUCUAGACUGACUAGGGAGAUGUGUAUUUUAGCAUAUUUUGGUGAAAUGAUGAAAAAUGGUGCAGAUUCAUUGCAUAGUCACAAUUUGCCUAUGUAUGAACUUGAUUUGAACUGCUUCAAAAUUACUGACACAGAUGGUAACAAUUUACCCCUGGCUGCUGUAAAUGCUGGUGUGGUUACCUUAUGUUCUCGAAGUGAAAACAGUCAAAUAUUCAUCGUUUUGGGCUAUGGACUGGUUAGAGGAAUUGAUCAACAGGCCGAAACACUUGUACUAAUUACCCCGGAACCUUUAGAUGUUCUUGAAAAUGUAUUUUAUUUAGUAUCAAGCGGUGUUUCUUUACCUCCCUCUGUAUACAUGUCAACUGAUGGUAUUACAGGGCCAAUACCUUAUGUUAUGGAAGGCGAAUUGGAAGGUCUGGGACAGAUUACUAAAAGGUCAUAUAUUCCAGCUAAUAAGAAAUAAAUGUUUUGAUUAUUUUAGGCAUUAUUUUUUUCAGUUAUUUGAAUAAAAAUUGUUUUUAUUUUUGAUGAAAUAUAUUUUUGUUGAAAUA